GGACGCGGGCAGCGCAGGGGCCGGGGCAGGCGGCGGCGGGAGCGGGGCCGCGCGGGCGGGCGGGCGGGCGGGCGUGUCUCGGCCCCGCCGCCGCUCGUGUGUACAGUACGUGUGUCUGGGCGGCCGUCCGCGGGCGAGUGUGCGGCGGGGGCCGCGGGGGCCGGCUCAGUUGAGAGAUUGCAGAAGCCGCUCGGCGCCCGCGCGAUUGGUCCCCGCGGGGUCAUGUGCCCGCCCCUCUGACGUCAAUGGCGGCAACGGCGGCGGCCGCCGCGGCUUCGGCCUCUCGCAGGCGGAGUCCGCCGCCGGGCGGGGACGCGCGGGGCCGAGGCGCGGCCCGACGGGAGGGGGCGGCCCCUGGGGAGGGGGCUGGGGCGGGCGAGCCCCGGCAGGCCCGCGGCCCCGCCCGGAAUCUGGGGGGGGGGGGGGUGGGCGGGGGCCGCGGGGGCGGGGCGCGUGACGUCACGCCCAGCCGGCCGCGCCCCCGCCGGUGCCCAGGCCGGUGCCGAGCCGUCGGCCCCCGGGCCAGCCGAUCGGGGGCCCCUGCCGCCCCCCAGGCCCCUCACCCCGGCCGGCCCGGAUCAGAAGUGUCGACGCCCCGAAACGAGUCACCGCGGACGGCCGCGUGCGGCCAGGAGUGACACACCUGAGGCCACCCAGCAAACGCUCGCCUCGGCGGCCAGCUUUCUCA
Messenger RNA from Equus quagga, 688 nucleotides. RefSeq names its product translation initiation factor IF-2-like. The record is from RefSeq and is a predicted model, not a curated record. Lineage: Eukaryota; Metazoa; Chordata; Mammalia; Perissodactyla; Equidae. The coding region runs from base 246 to 638 and encodes 130 amino acids. The transcript has 2 exons.